AUGGGUGCCCUUCCCGAGACAGAUACCACCUCCUCCGAAGACUCUCGCCCAGCCAAAGACUUAUCCCGACACAUAUCCUGGAUCCAGUCUCUUCUCUUCCAUACGCUCUCCGAUGAUGUCUACAACCAGACCUACCCCGGUAACGGCACGAACGACGAUCCCUACCUGGUUGACUACCUGCACAACGACUGCCAAGACGCCAUGAACUUUACAAACAGACGAAAAUGGGUCACCACAGUUUUCCAAUCCCUAUCUACGUUUGCGAUUACAUUUGCCAGCUCAGUGUACGCCAGUGGCAUCCAAGGCGUCAUGCAGCGCUUCGAAGUGUCUGAGGAGGUGGCCACGCUGGGGCUGUCGCUCUUCGUGCUGGGCUUCGCUCUGGGGCCGCUGAUCUGGGCGCCUCUGUCCGAGGUAUAUGGACGCAAGUCCAUAUUCGUGAUUUCGUUCGCGGCAUACACGGCGUUCAGCGUGGCGGCGGCAUGCGCGCCCAACAUCGCGGCCUUGCUGGUCCUCCGCUUCCUUGCGAGCGCGUCUGGUUCGUCCGCGAUGACCAAUGCCGGGGCAGUCAUCGCCGAUAUGUUUAGCAAGGCGGAGCGUGGAAUGGCCAUGGGGUUGUUUGCCACGGCUCCCUUCUUGGGGCCUGCAUUUGGACCCAUUGCUGGUGGUUUUCUCGCCGAAACCCAAGACUGGCGCUGGAUCCUCGCCCUGGUAGCUAUACUGAGCGCUGUCAUCUGGAUUGCCACGAUGCUCGUCAGUCGUGAAACAUACGCGCCGUUCAUCCUUCGACAUCGAUCCAGGGCCCUCUCCCAAAUGACGGGAAGUGUAUAUGUGUAUCAUCUAGAUGCGGGAAAGCCGCCCAGGACGGUGGCACAUGAGCUGUCCAAGUCUCUCACGCGGCCGUGGGUGAUGCUGUUCCGCGAGCCAAUCGUCCUGCUGACGGCACUGUACAUCUCCGUCAUCUAUGGCACACUCUACAUGUUCUUUGCCGGGUUUCCCAUCAUUUUCCAAGUUACUCGGGGCUGGAGUCAGGGCAUCGCCGGCCUUCCGUUCUUGGGCGUCGCUAUCGGUGUCUGCUUUGCCACACUCAUAGGCGGCGUGGACAGCAAGCGUUAUGGACGUCUGUGCGAGGCGGCCGAAAAGGAGGGUUCGGCAGUCGAGCCAGAGGCCAGGCUGUAUCCGGCCAUGGCAGGCUCAGUUGUCCUUCCGAUUGGUUUGUUCCUAUUUGCGUGGACGACGUAUCCGUCGGUGCAUUGGAUCGUGCCCAUCAUCGGCGCCAUGUUCUUCGCUUGUGGACUUGUCAUGGUCUUCAUCUCGCUUAUAAGCUAUCUGAUGGACUCUUAUGUCCUCUAUGCUGCUUCCGUGAUGGCAGCCAACUCGGGGAUACGGUCCUUGAUUGGCGCCGCGUUCCCGCUGUUUACCGCUCGGAUGUACGAGAAUCUCGGAAAUCAGUGGGCGAGCUCCAUUCCUGCCUUCCUGGUGCUUGCGUGUCUACCUUUCCCAUUUCUGUUCUACAAGUACGGUUCACGGAUAAGGUCUAAGUGUAAGUAUGCUUCCGAAGCAGCCAAAGUAGCACAGAUGAUGCGUCGUCCGCAACCCACCGUGGUCUGA
Molecule: messenger RNA, 1608 nt
Organism: Clonostachys solani
Lineage: Eukaryota; Fungi; Ascomycota; Sordariomycetes; Hypocreales; Bionectriaceae
Source: the annotation of a GenBank genome assembly